Messenger RNA from Stegostoma tigrinum, 1296 nucleotides. RefSeq names its product microtubule-associated proteins 1A/1B light chain 3A-like. Gene Ontology annotation, biological process: autophagosome assembly; macroautophagy; cellular response to nitrogen starvation. The transcript is spliced from 5 exons. Gene Ontology annotation, molecular function: ubiquitin protein ligase binding. Gene Ontology annotation, cellular component: autophagosome membrane; cytosol; autophagosome. Lineage: Eukaryota; Metazoa; Chordata; Chondrichthyes; Orectolobiformes; Stegostomatidae. The coding region runs from base 1 to 534 and encodes 177 amino acids. The record is from RefSeq and is a predicted model, not a curated record.
AUGUCCCAAGAUGCUUGGGAAGAUAUUGAUUGGUUGCCAGUUCCGCUAGAGGUUACCUAUGAUAGCUUACCUCGAUACAGCCGUCCUGAUUGGCAACUGAAAACUCUAUUUGGUUACGGUGACAAGGUCUUACACGUGUUUUCGUUUAAAGACACUUCAUCUCGGAAGGAACAAGAGGUGCCGGCCGGGGAAUGGCUGUUGUGCACCGGACUUACGGAGCUCAUCGCUUCAAACACCGAAAAACGUUUGGUUAUUGUGGAACGGUAUCCUGGCGAGAAGCAUCUGAAAUCGUUGGAUAGAACCAAAUUCCUCGUUCCUCAAGAUGUAAUAGUGAGCCACUUCAUUACUAUUAUCAGGAACCGGCUAGCUCUAACACCUAAUCAAGCAUUUUACCUUGUGGUGAAGAACAAGAGCCUCUCCAAUAUGUAUACAACAAUUGCUGAACUGGACCAAGAAUACAAGGAUUCUGAUGGCUUCUUGUACAUUUCCUAUGCGUCCCAAGAAAUGUUUGGUGCAAAUUGGCCAGGACACUAAUGAAGUCAUCUGGGAACCUGAAUCUGCUGUCAACUGAGUUGUGUGUAUUGCAGUGUUAUGCAAAGCAAUUCCUGAAGGUGAUGCACACUAAGUUUAUUUCCUGACUUUAAGGGAAAGAUCCUCCUUCUAAACUAGAUAAUGCAACUCUUUGCACUUGAUUCACCAAACUUUGUUUUGUUUGUUUACUGUCCAUGUACAUCUUGGGUGAAAUGGCACUUUGAAAUUGUUAAACUAUAUAGGCAACAGAUAUUUGAGCAAAAAUCCCUCUUUUUAAUGAUGGCCCAUUCUCUCAAGCUUGCCAGAGGCAACUUAGUAGAUGAGAUUUUUUCUCUCCUUCCUUCCCACCACUGCACCAAUACUGGCCAGACUGGUACAACUAUUUCCUGCUUUACUGCUUUGUUACACAUUCCUGUCCCACUUUAAUGGCUUAACAAAUCUAGCUCACGUUAAUGUAGAUUCCAUUGGGGAGUGGUGAUCUAAUCUUGAAGCAUUGUAUACAGCCAGUACUCUGCACUUCAGUCCUGAUUAUCUCCAGUAACUUUGGUGUGGAGAAAGUUAGUGGAGCCUUUCUGCCCUUGUUUCAAUGUAGAGCUUUUGUUGUAUAGUAACGUGCUACAUUUGGAUUUGACAUGAGCAACAUACACCUAUUUUAUUCUGGUAUUUUAAAAUUUUGUACUACCUUGGACAUCACAACUUCCACAGUGCCACCUAAUCCAUGUUGGAAUGAUAAAUCCUAAUUGUAUUAGUGCAUUUUAGAACAAA